This is a messenger RNA of Saccostrea cuccullata (small rock oyster), 1008 nucleotides long. RefSeq names its product tRNA wybutosine-synthesizing protein 5-like. Gene Ontology annotation, biological process: wybutosine biosynthetic process. The record is from RefSeq and is a predicted model, not a curated record. Lineage: Eukaryota; Metazoa; Mollusca; Bivalvia; Ostreida; Ostreidae. Gene Ontology annotation, molecular function: 2-oxoglutarate-dependent dioxygenase activity; tRNA binding. The transcript is spliced from 7 exons. The coding region runs from base 39 to 1007 and encodes 322 amino acids.
GAAUCAUCUUAUGAUCGAGUUAUCACGAACCGGAAAAAAUGUCAAAACAAGACUCCACGUGCCAGUGUUUAUUUAGGAAAAAAUCGCAGCCACUUGACGUACUAACGCAUUUUGACAAUUCUUUUCAGCAGAGAAAACCACUGAUUUUGAGGGGACAGAACAUUGGAGAGGUUACAGAGAGAUGGAGUUCAGUGGAAUACCUGGCAGAAAGGGGCGGGGCCAAACCUGUCAAAACCCACGUGUCACCAGUACCCCAGAUGGACUUCAUCAACAAAAACUUUGCAUACAAGUCACUGCCAUUUAAUGAGUUUGUACGAAGAGCAGCAGAGGAAACACACAAAGAAUUCUUCAUCUCGCAGACAGAGAAGUACUACCUGAGAGCCCUGGGUGAUGACGUUAGGAAGGACGUAGCUGACAUCAGAGUACAGUUUCCCGAGCUCGCCCAGGAUCUCGUUAUUCCGGAUCUGUUCCCGAGGGACAGGUUCUUCUCCAGCGUAUUCCGCAUAGCCUCCAGGGGACUCCAGCUGUGGACUCAUUAUGAUGUGAUGGACAACAUACUGAUACAAAUCAGUGGUAGAAAGAGGGUUGUGUUAUUUGACCCCGCUGAUGCUCACAACUUAUAUCUUAACGGUGAUAAAUCUGAGGUAUUGGACAUAGACAAUCCUGACCCAGAGAAGUACCCCAAAUUCUACUCUGCUGUCAGGUACGAGGGGGAACUACAACCAGGAGACAUCCUGUUUAUUCCAGCUUUGUGGUUCCACAAUGUAGUGUCGUUAGACUUUGGUGUGGCAGUAAAUGUGUUCUGGAAACACCUGGAGGAUAGCAUGUACGACAAUAAGGACAUAUACGGUAACAAGGACCUCCAGCCUGCCACGCGAGCGAUGCAGAUCGCUGACCGAGCCAUCAAAGCUCUGGAGGAGUUACCUCCCGUGUAUAGGGACUUCUACGCUAGAAGACUUGUCAGCAAGAUAGAAAACAAGUGUUAUAUUAAAUCUGAUGUCACGUAAA